This is a messenger RNA of Sycon ciliatum, 1884 nucleotides long. Its product is annotated as putative ankyrin repeat protein RF_0381. Lineage: Eukaryota; Metazoa; Porifera; Calcarea; Leucosolenida; Sycettidae. The record is from RefSeq and is a predicted model, not a curated record. Gene Ontology annotation, molecular function: protein binding.
GCAAGCUUUUGUACGAAGGUCACCAGGUCACCAAAAGCAAACAAACAUUUGACUGAUUUGCAGUAUUUGCAGAAGCGGAGAAAGAAGAAAAGUAUCUGGCCUGUACUCCCUGUGGUUGGUAAAUCGACCUUCAUUCACUCAUCAGGGGUACCGGUUGCAGACAGACACUGGGACAGUGCUUUUUUUUGCAUCGUUCUGUCCGAAUAUUUGUUGAACAACGUUGUCUUGUCAACAAACCAAUUACCCAAUUGCAAUUCAUUAAUUUGAAGUCAAUCCAAGAUAGAAGGCCUUUCAGCACGCCGGCAGAGCCUGGACGUGCGAGUAUCCGGAGCAAGAGUAUUUGGGCUCCCUGCCUGGAAGCCAGUUGUGUCGUCUCUAGAAGAUAGCGUGGCACACGUGAACAUGCCGAUUUGAACGUACUGCUCAGCUGACCUCCAGCAGCGCUGCGGCACCUAAUCCACGUGCAAAGAAGAAGGCAGCAGGAGGAGGGGGCGGACGGGUGGGGUAAGAGCGGGGAAUGUCGGGCCCAACAACCCCGACCGGGCCCGGCACCGACCCGCGCAGCAUCUACGCCACAGCGCUCGCUCAGCAGCAACAGCAGCAACAACAACAGUCCUUGGCGUCGGUCGGCCCCGAUGGCAGCGUAGCCGCGGGUCCUGGCAGCGCUUCGUUCGAUCUCGACUUCCGCGUGUUCGUUCACCUGCUGACUGAGGGCCGCCUGCACAAGGACAGCCAGUACCAUGGCGUGCCGCUGUUGCACUAUGCGGCUUUUCAUGCCAGGCAAGAUAUCGUCCGUGAGUUAUUGGCACGUGGAGCGUUGCUGACUAGCAUGCCUGGGCGUAACCUCAGUCCACUACACUUUGCCUGCAAUAAAGAUCGGAGGCUGUGCUCUGAGGACGAGCAGCUGGCCCGUGCCAACAUCGUGCGCAUGCUAGUAUCCAACGCAGUGCAGCUGGAUGUUCAAGAGAGUCGGGGCUGGACUGCGCUCAAGUUUGCUGUCAGAAACGGCUUGGUGAAGUGUGUUGAAGCCUUGUUGGAUUGCAAUGCCAAUGCUGAUCUGGCUGAUGAAGAUGGCUAUAGUCCUCUGCAUAACGCCGUCGUUGUGGCUAAGGAUAUGCCUGAUGGAGAAGGUUUCCGUAUGCUCCAGUUAUUGCUGCGUCGCGUCUGUGAUGUGAAUGCUGUGAAUGAUCGCCGGCACACACCGCUGCUUCUUGCAUUGCUACAACGUGAUCGCCGCAGUGCGGAGAUGCUAAUGCACUACGGAUCCGAUCCUAACUCCAUGGACGCUGAUGGCAACACACCACUGAUUCUGGCGUCUCAGACUGGUGAUGACAAUCUCGUAUCGGUGUUUCUGGCACGCGGUGCUCACGUCAACCUGGUCUCGUCGUGUCGCCAGCGUACUGCACUGCACUAUGCCGUCGAGGCCGGUGUCAGCAACAUAGUCAGGUUUCUGCUGCGACAUGGAGCUGAUGUGUACAUCCGUGACAACAUGGGAGACACACCGUUAUCCCUGGCGUCCGGCAACCUGCUUGACCUGAUAAGAGCGUGUGCGGCCGUGCAAGCGGCCGAAUCCGGUGAUUCCGAUCGUCUGAGUGAAUUAUACCGGGAUGGUCUGGACAUUAACGCUGUGCAUCUUGCUAGCAAGUCACCGCUGUUACAUCACGCUGCAUGUGCUGGUCAGCCCGACGUCGUUCACUUUCUCCUGCGUUCCGGUGCGUUUGUGAACGAGCCCAACUCCGAGGGCAACACGGCGCUGCACUAUGCGUGUGUGUCUGAGCUGCCGCAUCGUAACUAUGCCGAGACGCUGCGCCAGCUGCUCAACAGUGGCGCGGACAUCAAUGCGCGCAACGACCGCGGCGAUACUCCCCUGCACUUAGCCGCCGA